GGUGACGUUUUCGUAAACGAAAGGGCAGAAAAAGUCCAUUUUCAACCAAAAUCGUCGUCGGAGGAAACUCGAUGCAAAAUCUGUCCUUACCAAAGUGAUUGCAAGUAAAACUCUUCCAACUAUGGAUUGCUUUUGACCCAAAGUACCAAUACAAAGCCGGAGUUCGAUUUAACAGUCCUACGGUGCCAGCGCAAAACAAACAUCCAUCAUGUCGACAAAAGUGCAACCCAGCAGCAAUCAACCGGCGAGACUUGUUCUAUCGUUGGUACAUCUGCUCUACAGCAUCCUUCAACAGUUGCUUCUGCUGUGCAGCUGGAUUCGAUGGAAGCUCAGCACCUAUCAGCGGAAGAUUUUCCUAAAUGAACCACAGAAUUCGACUCCAGUAGGAUGUCGGAACUCCACUCAACUGCGCUGCGAGAAUGAUGCAAUUGAGUACCACGUACGGGGAUUGGAAAAGAUACCUUCGCAUCUGGUUGUGAUACUGGGUCCGGAGGAACCGGAAUACAAACAGUUGGCCAAGUUCAUCUUCUGGUCCAUGGCGGCCGGUGUUGGACACGUAAGCUUCUACGAUCAUCGAGGAACAUUGAAGCAAAACCACCAUGAAAUGUUAAACUACGUUAGCCAGCAGCCUCGGGGCGAAAGCGAGCAGAUAGUAUGGACAACCCAGUUGAAAACGGCCAGUGGUUUGCUGCCCCCGCGGAAUGGCUACCGACGACGGGUAGUGGUUAGUUUCUUCUCUCCGGACGAUGGUAAACGCCAGCUGGCCGCGACCGCAAGGACAAUCAGCAAUCAAAUUCGGACCGGUUCCGUAUCCUCCCCAUCGGCCAUCACCGUCGAACUGGUCGAACAAAGACUGCAGAAUCAGUUCCAUCACAUCCCGGAUCCAGAGUUGGCCGUCUAUUUUGGCUCGAUUUGCUCCACCUAUGGGAUGCUUCCGUGGCAGAUUCGGCUGACGGAAUUCCUACCGCUGGAAGCGUCUAGUGUGGGAGAUGUGAAAGUUAGUCAUUUCCUUAGCUGUUUGUACAGAUUUGCCAAAUGCGAGCAGCGGUUCGGAAAGUGAUGGAACGUGCGUUCCAUGUACGCUUAUUGUUCUUUACGGUACUCACUUAUGUUUGACCUUCAUUGGUUACCGAAAGUAGAAGGGUUGUGUUGUGUGUAAAUAUUUCAUCCGGUUCACAACUGUUUAGAGGCGAAAAGAUCUUGGAUUUAAGUCGGUUUGUUUCCCAACUGACCGAAACAUAGAGCGACUGAACGAGGGUCUGGGUAAUCCGCUAGUGAUAUAUAAUUCGAUGAAGACACUCAAUGUAGGUUAAAUUUACCAUUACGACAUUUCCGAAUGCAUGUAUAAGUCAGGAACGAGGGUUCGCCAUACACGGCCGAUGGGACCAACUCAGAGAGACAGAGUCAUUUUAUUCGGAUAAACGAGAUAUUUCUAAAAACGCAGGUCACUCAGUAACAUACGUUUUUAGAAAAUUCUCUUUAAUCUGAGUAAAAGUGCCUCUCUUUCUGAGUUGAUCUCACCGGUCGUGUAUAAUUUAGCAUGAUGGAAAAGCCAUCGAAUUGCAGUUACAAAGACGUCAUGUUCAUGUAAU
This is a messenger RNA of Ochlerotatus camptorhynchus, 1592 nucleotides long. It is a transcript of the gene Tango14, whose product is annotated as transport and golgi organization 14. Gene Ontology annotation, cellular component: dehydrodolichyl diphosphate synthase complex; endoplasmic reticulum membrane. The record is from RefSeq and is a predicted model, not a curated record. Lineage: Eukaryota; Metazoa; Arthropoda; Insecta; Diptera; Culicidae. The coding region runs from base 209 to 1060 and encodes 283 amino acids. Gene Ontology annotation, molecular function: ditrans,polycis-polyprenyl diphosphate synthase [(2E,6E)-farnesyl diphosphate specific] activity. The transcript is spliced from 2 exons.